This is a messenger RNA of Paramecium sonneborni, 1020 nucleotides long. NCBI's taxonomy places the organism in Eukaryota, Ciliophora, Oligohymenophorea, Peniculida, Parameciidae. The record is from the annotation of a GenBank genome assembly.
AUGGAAAAUCUAAUCAAUUCAAAAAAUAAAAUCUCAUACGAAGUCAUUUCUUAAAAAUAAUAUUGUACAUUAAAUUCAUGUAAUGCUAUGGCUAUCAAUACUAAAAAUUCAAUAGUAAUCAGUUCAGAAGAAUCAAUCAUAAUAAUAUAUUACUUCAAAUAAAACUCUUUUAAAACUAUUUAAAAAUUCAAAAUAAAUUCUUCUAAUAUUAAUACUCUAAAUUUUUUCAAAAUACGAUAAAAUUUUGUAUGUGGAUGCAAGAAUUCAUCAAUUUAUUUAUAGUCAAUCAAUAUGAUAGCUAAAUCAAAAUUCAUUUAAAAGUUAGAUGCAAAUUCAGGUUCAACACUUUGUUUGUGUAUCUCUAAAUAAGAGGAUCAAGUAGUGACUGGACACUAUGGAAAAACAAUAAAAAUUUGGAGUUAAUUUUAACAAUAUCCACAAUAAUGGACUUGUUUGUAUAACUUAACUGAUCAUAGAGGAGCAGUUUAUGGAGUAUCUAUGUGUGAAAAUUAACAAAAAAUAAUAUCAUGCUCAAAUGAUCAAUAAGUCUUUGUAUAUUAAUUUUAAUAAUAAUGUAAUUAAUGGAUUUUAAAAUAAAUAAUUUCAAAUGAUGGUUUGCGUUUAUGCUUUAUUACAAAUGAUAUCUUUGUAUUUCAACCUUAUGCAGCCAAUUAUCUGGAAAUAUACAUAUUUGAAAAUUUAUCUUAAAAAUUUUUAAACAAACAAAAAGUCUAGAUUUAAGAAGGAGGUUAAUUUUGUAAUGAAUUUUUUCCAAUGAUAUUCAAUCCUAACAAAGGAUUAAUAUUUAAUAAAAGUAGUUACAAUUUAAAUGUUAUAAAGUGCAAAUUAAGAUAAGACAUUUAAAAAAAAGAAUAAUAGUAGAUUGAUUUCAUUUUAGAAGAGUCAAUUGAUUUUUAUGAUGAAUAUUUUUGUGGUUCAAUAAGCGAUGAUGGAGAAUAUUUGCUUAUUUGGAAUAAUGAGAAAAAUUAAAUAUCAAUAAGAAAAUAUAAAGAGAAAUGA